AUGGGGUCCUCCAAAUUUUAUGCAUGGUAUUUAUUUUACAGAAUUCAUACAGAAAAAUGCAUUCUAAAAUUAGGGACGUCGACCGUCGCGACGGUAGCGACGUCUGUGUCAGCAACGGCCAGUAGUGCUGGCGAUCGGUCACCUGGACCGCACAUCCUUCACAGCACUGCUGGCCCCAGGAGGCAGAGGCGACGACAAAUUGCAGGCGAGCGCCUCGGCGGCACAGCUGAUAGCAAGGUGACAAAGGAAAUUGGUAGAGAAAUGGACAGAGGAAGAGUUUAUUCUGGUGGCUUAUCAAAUUCGAUGUUUUGUGGAGCAUUUGAGUUAGCCUUAAGGGGUCAUGAUGAAAAGGAAAAUUCGGAAAACAGAGGCAUAUUUAAGGAGCUGGUGAAUUUUAGCGCCGAAUUAGACAACGAAUUGAAAGUCCAUAUUCAAAGUGCCAAACUUUUUGAGGGUAGCUCAAAAACAACUCAAAACGAGCUUCUUGAGUGCAUGCUAGAUGUUUAUCAUGAAGAAGUUAAGAAGGAGAUUGCAAAUUCUCCUUUUGUUGCAGUAAUUGCCGAUGAAACGACGGACGUAGCCUGUGAAUUUCAAUAUUUGUGUAAUGGACAACCAGUUGAGAGAUUUUGGAGAUUUUACGUCCCCGACGGACACGAUGCCAAAUCAAUCGCUGCAUGCGUUUUAAAUGUUGCAAAUCCAUUACUAGAUCAAAAUCCAAACAAAUUAAUAGCUCAAAGCCAUGAUGGUGCGUCUGUUAUGAGUGAUUGCCAAGAUCUUCCCAAACACGUUGGAAUUUUCAGUCACGAGGUGUUCAUACAGUUUAUGAAAAUAGGAAAGACCUGA
Molecule: messenger RNA, 843 nt
Organism: Acanthoscelides obtectus
Lineage: Eukaryota; Metazoa; Arthropoda; Insecta; Coleoptera; Chrysomelidae
Source: the annotation of a GenBank genome assembly